Molecule: messenger RNA, 891 nt
Organism: Nestor notabilis (Kea)
Lineage: Eukaryota; Metazoa; Chordata; Aves; Psittaciformes; Psittacidae
Gene: ELP4
Product: elongator acetyltransferase complex subunit 4
Exons: 7
Biological process (GO): tRNA wobble uridine modification
Cellular component (GO): transcription elongation factor complex; cytoplasm; elongator holoenzyme complex
Source: RefSeq, a predicted model, not a curated record
GAACUUCCAGCCCCUUUGCUUGAUGAGCAAAGGAAUGAAUUGGGAGAAGAACCAACAACUGUUAAGUCUGAAGAUUUUCAGGACUCUAUGAAAAUAGCCUGGCGCUACCAAAAUUUACCAAAAAUGGAGGCUAACCCAACAACAUCUCCAAAGUUUGGCCAUUAUUAUGAUAUUUCCAAAACAAUGUCUCCAGAACUCUUUCAGUCAAUAAAAUGGCACAGUUUUUACCUUCCUGAAGAAUUGUCUUUACAGCCUACAGUGAAAACAUGUAAUAUGAACAGUGCGUAUGGAAGGCUGCUUCUAUCCAUUCAGAGGAUCAUUUACCAGGAAGGGUUUGAUGGCUCUGAUCCCCAGAAGAAAAAAAAGACUAUUUUGCGGAUAGGAAUUCAGAGCCUGGGCUCUUUGUUGUGGGGUGACGACAUUUGUUGCAGUGAUACUCCUGAAGAUAUUCAUAGCCUUACAAAAUUCCUGUAUGUUCUCCGUGGCCUCCUCAGAAAAUCUUUGUCAGCCUGUGUCAUCACAAUACCCGCUCACCUUAUCGAGAAUAAAGCAAUUAUGGAACGUGUAACAAACUUGUCAGAUACGGUAGUUGGUCUUGAAUCAUUUAUUGGCUCAGAGAGAGAAACCAAUCCAUUAUACAAGGAUUACCAUGGUUUAGUUCAUGUACGUCAGAUUCCUCGGCUUAAUAGCUUGAUCUGUGAUGUCUCAGACACGAAGGACCUCGCUUUUAGAUUAAAAAGGAAGCUGUUCACCAUUGAGCGACUGCAUUUGCCUCCAGACUUGUCAGACACAGUGAGCCGCGCAAGCAAACAGGAGCUGGCAGGAUCCGCCAAACUGCUGAGCUCAGGAUGUGGUGCUAUGGCCAUCGGCAAGAAGCACCUGGACUUCUAG